Mycena indigotica is the source of this 1509-nucleotide messenger RNA. Its product is annotated as Kynurenine 3-monooxygenase. Bases 10 to 1509 code for a protein of 499 amino acids. Gene Ontology annotation, cellular component: mitochondrial outer membrane. Gene Ontology annotation, molecular function: kynurenine 3-monooxygenase activity; NAD(P)H oxidase H2O2-forming activity; FAD binding. Gene Ontology annotation, biological process: quinolinate biosynthetic process; L-tryptophan catabolic process; NAD+ metabolic process. The record is from RefSeq and is a predicted model, not a curated record. Lineage: Eukaryota; Fungi; Basidiomycota; Agaricomycetes; Agaricales; Mycenaceae. The transcript has 7 exons.
ACAACGUUGAUGGAUGACCGUGUCGUGAAGACUGCUGUCGUUGUUGGGGGUGGACCUGUUGGCUGCCUGGCUGCUAUCUCUCUCGCGCGACGUGGCUGGAAGGUCGACGUCUAUGAAGCACGGCCCGACCUUCGCGAUGCUGCCUCAAUCCAAAAUACCAAACUCAGAUCGAUAAAUUUGGCAAUUUCCCAUCGCGGGCUUGCUGCGAUUCAAGUCAUCGACCCGCUGGCCGCCCAACGCUUCCUCGAAACAGUCAUUCCCAUGAAAGGCCGGAUGAUUCAUGAUCCAAACUGCACCCUCUCCAGCCAAUUAUACGACAAAGAUGGACAGUGCAUAAAUUCGAUAGACCGUGCUCUGCUUAACCGAAGUCUACUGGAUCAGGCCUCGUCGUCGCCUAAUAUUCGGCUCUUCUUCAACCAUAAGAUUCAGCUGGUGGAUUUCGACAAGAAAACCAUGACAGUUCUGAAUCUCGACAGCGGCACUGUGUUCUCAGUGGAGUUUGAUUUGUGUGUUGGCGCAGAUGGCAGCUAUUCGGUGAUUCGGCGUCAGAUGAUGAAGGUGGUCAGAAUGGACUUCCAGCAGGAAUACAUACGAGACGAAUAUGUAGAGUUCAAGAUGCCCCCGGGUAGAGGCGAUCGCGGACAACCAGUCUUCCUCCUUGAUCCGGACCACCUUCACAUUUGGCCGCGCCAUUCUUUCAUGUUUAUUGCCCUCCCAAACCAGGACAAAUCGUUUACCUGCACGCUGUUUGCCCCUGCCAGUCUACUGGAUACGCUCGGAGAUCGUGCAACAUUUUUGUCGUGGUUUCGACAGCAUUUCCGAGAUGCUUUCGAGCUUAUCGGAGAAAAUAGUCUCGCGACCGCUUGGGAGCUGAACCCCAGAAGUCCAUUAAUCUGUACCAAGUCCAACCCUUAUCAUUAUUUGGAUCGGGCAAUUCUCUUGGGUGAUGCGGCGCAUUCUAUGGUUCCAUUUUACGGCCAAGGUUUGAACUGUGGCUUGGAAGACGUGCGGGUGCUUGAUACUCUUUUGACGGAAUCUGAGGUUCAAGCGACUGCCCCGGCAAAUUUUGACCGCGGCUCUAUUGACACACGACUGGCUGCCGCUUUGGCAGAAUAUUCAGAAAGCCGUCACGAUGACCUGGUGGCCAUAUGCGAACUCGCCAUGGCUAAUUAUUUGGAGAUGCGGCAUUCUGUUACGACGCCCGUGUACCUUUUCCGGAAAGGGCUGGACAGGCUGCUCUACUCGCUGACGAGCCAGGGGACCAAAUCAGUGUCGUCGCUGGUGCCGUUGUUGACUGGGACAAGAUUUUCGAUGGCUGUUGCUGGCUGGAUUCCGCUCUACACGAUGGUUACGUUUCGGCCAGAUAUAAGCUAUGGAGCGGCCAAAAGACGAGGAGAGCGUCAAUCUUUUGUGUUGUCGAUCCUUGGUUGGGUCGGGACUGGAGUGGCGGUUGCAGGGGUUGUCUCGAUCUCACGGGGUCUGCGUGGCGGUAUUUCCUUGUGGAAAUGA